UCGACUACAACAAUGAAAGUUAUUAACAUCACACGUUUCAUAGUACCUUUUCUUCUUGUCACAUUAUUAUCAACGACAUUUUUCCUCGUAAAAGCUCAAGACGUUGCUGAACCAGUACUCGAUGUUUCCGGUAACGCUGUCCGUAGAGGAGUGAAUUAUUACAUCCUUCCAGCGGAUCGGGGCAACGGUGGUGGACUUCAAGUUGCAUCCAUUAGGAACCGGACCAACCCGCUGGUUGUAAGCCAAAACGCCGAUGAAUCUGUAAUCGGCGUUAACGUUCAAUUUUCACCAGUGGAUCCUAAAGAAAAUACCGUUAGAUUAUCGAUUGAUAUGAACGUAAAAUUUACGUCUAUGGUAAUAUCUGAUUCUUUCACAGUAUGGAGAAUUAAUACUGAAUUAAUUCCAGAACGUUAUUUGGUUACGAUUGGCGGAGUAGAAGGAAAUCCUGGUCGUGAAACUUUAGGGAAUUGGUUUAAUAUUGACAAGUACGAGGAUGCUUACAAACUUGUGUAUUGUCCUGUUGUUUGUGAGAUAUGUAGACCGUUUUGUGGAGAAAUAGGUAUACUUGAGGAAAAUGGAAAAAGGGUUUUGUUUGUUGGUAGAGAUCCACCUCUCAAAGUUACAUUUCAUAAGGUCUAGAAUUAUUAAUAUUUUAUACUAUGGUA
Solanum verrucosum is the source of this 665-nucleotide messenger RNA. RefSeq names its product kunitz trypsin inhibitor 5-like. The record is from RefSeq and is a predicted model, not a curated record. Lineage: Eukaryota; Viridiplantae; Streptophyta; Magnoliopsida; Solanales; Solanaceae. The transcript has a single exon. Bases 13 to 639 code for a protein of 208 amino acids. Gene Ontology annotation, molecular function: endopeptidase inhibitor activity.